Molecule: messenger RNA, 4125 nt
Organism: Mobula hypostoma (lesser devil ray)
Lineage: Eukaryota; Metazoa; Chordata; Chondrichthyes; Myliobatiformes; Myliobatidae
Gene: gorasp2
Product: golgi reassembly stacking protein 2
Exons: 10
Coding region: 77-1417 (446 amino acids)
Biological process (GO): Golgi organization
Cellular component (GO): Golgi apparatus
Molecular function (GO): protein binding
Source: RefSeq, a predicted model, not a curated record
UGCCUCGGUUGCCACGUAAAAGCGAGUCGCUGGAGCCGCUUCCUUGGGCGACGCUGCAGACUGAGCACAGCCAGUAAUGGGGGGCUCGCAAAGUGUGGAAAUACCCGGCGGAGGCAGCGAGGGAUACCAUGUCCUCCGAGUUCAAGAAAAUUCCCCAGGCCACAGAGCUGGAUUGGAGCCUUUUUUUGAUUUUGUUGUUUCCAUUGGCAAUACUCGAUUGAAUCAAGAUAAUGAUACUCUCAAAGAUCUUUUAAAGACUAAUGUGGAAAAACCAAUUAAAAUGGUUGUCUACAGCAGUAAGACACUCAAAUUGAGAGAAACAACAGUUACUCCAAGCAACAUGUGGGGAGGUCAAGGCUUGCUUGGAGUUAGUAUUCGUUUCUGCAGUUUUGAGGGAGCUAACGAAAACGUCUGGCAUGUAUUGGAAGUUGAGCCAAAUUCUCCAGCUGCACUAGCUGGUCUUCGACCUCAUACAGACUAUAUAAUUGGAGCAGACACAGUCAUGAACGAGUCCGAAGAUCUCUUCUCUCUGAUAGAGACUCAUGAAGGGAAAGCUUUGAAACUAUACGUCUACAACACAGACACAGACAACUGCCGGGAAGUUGUUAUCACACCUAAUACUACCUGGGGUGGCGAAGGCAGCUUAGGGUGUGGGAUUGGAUAUGGCUACUUGCAUCGAAUUCCAACCCGUCCAUUUGCAGAGGGUAAAAAAAUAAGUCUCCCAGGACCGGGUGCUUCAGUCAGUCCAUUAAAAGAUGGCUUCACAGAGGUUCAGCUAUCUGCUGUUUCCUCAGCAACUGCUAUGAGCACCAACUUACAGCAGAGUCUAUCUGGACUAUCACUUGGUACAUCUCCUGUUAACAGUGUUCUUAAUACUGGUGUUCCAACUGUUCCAUUGUUACCUUCAUCUGCAAGUUCAGCCUCCAGCACAGUUCCGACAAGCAUAAAUGUUGAUACUACUCUAACUAGUCUAAUGCCAUUACCAAGUGCACUGCCUAAUAUACCUAACCUACCAAAUGUGGAUCUCACUCUACAAAACCUUGCUCCAGUGACCUUACCAGGAAUAGGUGUGCUACCUCCACUCACUGGUUAUCCAUCAGCCGCUCAGUUGCCACCACUAAAUCUCACUGGAGUGCCCCCUCUGACAAUGCCUACCAUGUAUCCCUCACAAUCACCCAUGACGGGAGGAGUAAAGGCUGGUUUGUCUGAAACAGUUUCGGCCAGCUCUCCAAGAGUAGGUGGGUUUCACGUUCCUGCCUCUGCACCACCUACUGAACAAACCCCUGCCCUCAUUUUAGAUACUACAACUGUUUCCAUGACAACUGCUGGCAUCCAGGCAGCUGCAUCACCAUAUGCAAGUAAUGAGGAACCAUCAUCCGUUUCCACAGAUGUUCAAUCUUCUUCUGUGUCAUCUUAACUGCAAUUUUUUUCAAAAGCAGAAGCUGAUUAAUCUAUUUAUUCAGCUGCAGAAAACUUGUUCUGCAAUUAAAAUAUAAAGUGUAGACUGGCAUGAUUGCAUAUCUGAGCUUUAAACCUUUGUACAUAAUUAUAAGGCUGAGGCAAAUACAUAACCUUUAAUACAAUUGGAUGGUUUACUACAUUGUUUAGCAAUGUGGUACUUUUGAUGUAAAUGGAAAAUAAAUUAUUUUAUCAAGUACGGAUUUAAUUCCCUCUCUUCUCCCUGUCCUCUAGUGGAGCUACUCUGCUGUCCAAUUACUUGUUGCAUCUUUAGCCACCAUCUUGUCUGUAAUUUCCCAGCCUGUACAAUUUUCAGAUCAACAGGUAAAUACUUGCUGUUUCAGUAUGCACCCUGCUGUUUUUAAUGACAAUUAAGAGAAAUAAUGUGGGUGAAAAUAUACAUGCAGUUGAAAUCCAGUAGGCGUCUCCGUGAGCUUAGCAGAAUACAUUUGAAAGAGAUGAUUAAGCAAUAAAUUCCACUGAAAAGCACUGGUAUUUUUCAGAAUAGAAUGAAAAGUCUAUUUUUAAACAAAAAAAUAUCUUGUCAGCUCUAGUGUGCCAAAAUACAAUUUUGCUUUUGUGUUUAUAACGUGAGAUUCCUGUUUCAUUGUCAGAUUCUGAAGAGAAUGAUACAAUAUGAAAGAAAUUGUGUUGACAUUCUUAAAGUACUAAUGGGUUCAGCACUUAGUAUAAAUGUAAUCAUGGAAGCAUUUUGUGCGUAGUUGUGAUGCCAUUUAAAAUGGUGCUGAAUUGCUGAGUUUUAACAAAGGUCAUGUGUUCAAACUUAGAAAGAAUGAGGCAAGAAGGAAGUGUAGGGCUCAUUUGAGAAGCUCAUUGAAAGUCUGCGGAGGGAAGUUACCUGGCUGGUAGUACUGUACAAUAAGGGUAGUUGUUAUAGCCUCAGAUUUUAAGCAGCUUUCCAGCCAGGCUUUUCUGUUUUAUUUCACACUAUUUGUUUUGGCUAAACUGUAAUAAACCUGUGGGUUCAAUGAGAGCUGAGCAUCAUUUUGAUUGGAGGGAAGAGGGGUUAAACUAGUUGCAACACAGGAGGAUAAUGGAACAAAGUUAACUUGUGGAUUGUGGAUCCUCAGUGACCACUUGAGUUAGAGCAGCAACUGAAGUCAGGAACUAAAUCCAAUUAUGUUAAUACUGUGGGAGUGGGGUAAAGUUAUCUUAUUAAUAAUGCUUUUAGAUGAUAGAGAAUAGAUAAUAGAGAAGAGAUGGGAACAAUUUAAGGCUAUUUUAUUAAUAUGAGUAGAACAGUAGGUAAUUUUUCGUAUGGUCGAGCAGAAUGUGGAUAUAAAAGUGAGUUAUGUUAAAUGAAAUAAAAAUUGAGUUACCGAUUUUAAAAACAAUUGUAUUUAUUUAUUUUGUUUCCCUUCCCAAACGAGGCUUAGUGUUUGGUUUUUAAAUUGUUCCAUGUAGCUGGAUUUUUGAUUUCAAUUGUGUUUUUAACAUGAAUUGAAGAGUAAGAACCUCAAGUUAUAAAAUGAAAUAACGGAAGUCUGUGAAAUAAUUUCUGAGUGUAAUAUUUUAUUUAGCGACAUACAGACUCUCCCCAGUUAUGAAUGCCCAAAUUGUGGACACCCACACAUAACAGCUAGCUUAAUAUUAAAUUAAAAUAUCCCACCUUCUCACCUUCAAUUCUGCAAAAACAGAACCAGUUUUCCCCCCUCCAUUUUUUUUUCAUUCAUUACGAUACUGUUGAGGUGGUAUUGACAUAUCAAGUAGUUUUCAGACUUGUGGACAAAAAUCAUCUGAAGGGUACCUAAAAAUGGAAGCCAUUCAUUACCCAGGGAUGCCCUGCAGAGAUUUUUUAAAAAAUUAUUAUUUGUGAUGGAAUGCAGACAGCAACAAGUUUUGGUGUUGGUGUGUACCAUAGAACCUGCUUUAAAAAAAUGCAAAAUUAAGAGCCUACUCAAACUCAAAAAGCCAACCACUGCUCAUUGCUGCACGGAGCGUAAACAUUAAAUCUCUUUCAAGAUGAUUUAAUUCAAGGGAGGAAUCUGUUUCAGUCAGCUGAGGAAAGAAAUGUGAAAAGGGUGUUUGUUACAAAUUUAAGUUUUGAUGUCACAGCUUUUGGAUUUGGUAAAAUCCUUAACAUAACAGAAGUCUUCGCAGUCUGGCAAUUGAAGCCCUUUUGUAGUUAGAUAAUUUCCUGUGCAUCUCAUUCUCAAAAACAAUCAAUAAAUAUCUUAAUUUCUUCAAAUUGCAUUCAAUUAACAUAAAACCUGUUAUAUUGUAUUUAUAAAUGUAUGCUGAGUGACAAAGUUCCAGACUAUCUUGAGCUACAUACCUCUAGUGUUUAUUAACAAAAACUCAAGAUGUUAGGGACGUUAGUUAAAGGGUCAUUUCUACCUUUUAAAUGUGAGUAUGUUGUGUGGUCUAAUCUGGCACUGGAUCAAAGAGUAAAUUCCAUGCUGGGGGAUUACUGUUUCACAGUUCAAAUUCAGUUUAUUGUCAUUCAACAAUACACGUGUAUACCACCAAACAAAACAACGUUCCUCCGGAAGGUGCACAACACAGUAUGUAUAACUCACACACAGCACAGAGUAAUAGUACCACUAGUAAAUUAACAAAUAUUACGAUGCACUUACAACACAAGUUAAAAAGUAAACAGUAUAAUGCUACUGGUGCUUCAUGUGUGAUGAGAUCUGUGUGGUGGCA